GCGCUUUAAAUCUCUUUAGUCCGCCAAUAAACCCACUAAAGAAAGAGCUCGCGUGUGAUGUGUUUGUUUAUCCUCCUCAGUGUUUUUCGCUUUUGAGAGUUUUAUUGAGUGUUAAUCGAGUCUUGUCUCUGUGUAUUUAAGUGUUGACGAUGAGAGAUGAUAUGGACGUAAUGUGCUGUAAAUCAGUAGGAACUGAUCUUUCCAUGCUGGAUAUUGAUGAUUUCAUCACUGAAAUCUCUCAGCUGAAGAAAGAAGUGGCGUUACUGGAGACAAAGCUCAGGUUAAGAGGAGAUGAAGGACUGAAGAGAGAGGAUGUGGUUUGUUGUGAAUCUUCAAUGUAUGUGACUGAUGGAUGUCUGGAUUCAGUGUGGAUGAGCAGAGAUCAGAGCCGCACACCACAGCCACUGCUGGACUCUAAACUCUCUGAUGAGAAAUCCAGACACACACAGGACUCGGAUCUCAGUCUGACUUUACUUUGUUAUACUGAGUCAAAGCCCACAGACACUCAGGACACUACAGUGUGUGACAGUAAACGGAGCUUACAGGAGGAUCAAACCUCCACAGAGUCUCUUGAUUCUGUCUGUAACGCUGGAGAACAGCAGCAGAUCCUGAAGAUGUGUUCAGUCAAACUCAUCGACUGCAGGAACAUCAUGAUGAAGAUUAAAACUGAACCUACAGAAGAGAAAUGUCGCACUGAUGAUGAUCUUAUUCCUUCAGAUGUGAAGACUGAAUUAUGUUUGGAUGGAGAAAUACCAUCAAGAUCAGAAGAGCGACUGACAACACAAACAGUGCAGGAAAUCAGCUUUCCUACCUUGCAAGUGAAAAAGCUAAAUUCAGAAGAGUGUAGAGAGAAGAAGAAGCAGAAGAACAAGAAGCAGGAGUUUCACUGCGAGCAGUGUGGGAUACAUAUUUUUGCAACUGCAUUCUAUAUAAAAGCUCACAUGAAGACACACAAUAAAAGAAAGCUUUUCCAGUGCACUGAAUGUGACAAAUAUUACAUCAGCAAACAAACUCUUAAUGUUCAUAAGAGAUAUCACACAGAAGAAAAAACGUUCAAGUGUCCUCACUGUGAGAAGAGAUUCAGCCACGAAUCUCAUCUGAAGAGACAUGAGCUUUUACACACCAAUGAGAGACCGUAUCAGUGCAGUGAAUGUGGAAAAUCCUUUAAGGUUUUAGGCUCCUUAAAAUUACAUAAACAAAUACACAGUGAGGAGAAACCCUAUCAAUGUUCACACUGCGAUAAACGUUUUUGUCAGAAAGUUCAGCUGACAGUCCAUGAGAGAAUUCACACAGGAGAGAAACCUUACGUCUGCUCUCAUUGUGGUAAGAGCUUCUCUAAUCCAUCAAAUUUCAGUAUUCAUCAAAGAAUUCACACAGGAGAAAAACCUCAUCACUGUAAUGUUUGUGGGAGGAGUUUCAGUCGGCAUCCAGUUUUAGUGUUACACCUGAGAACUCACACGGGUGAAAAACCUUUCAAAUGCUCUCAGUGUGACAAGACGUUUACUCAGUCAGGUUCCUUAAAACUCCACCAGAGACUUCACACAGGAGAGAAACUUUACGUCUGCUCGAUCUGUGGAAAGGUCUUCUACGAGUCACGACGUUUGACAGUUCAUCAGAGAGUUCAUACAGGAGAAAAACCUUAUCACUGUGUUUGCGGGAAGAGUUUUAGUCAACAGGCUAAUUUUUUAUCGCACCAGAGAAUUCACACAGGUGAAAAACCUUUCAAAUGCUCGAAGUGUGACAUGACGUUUACUCAUUCAGGUUCCUUAAAAUCCCAUCAGAGACUUCACACAGGAGAGAAACCUUACGUCUGCAUGAUCUGUGGAGAGAGAUUCACUAAUGCACGACCUCUUAAGACUCACGAGAAGAAACAUACUGAAACACAAACUACUCUUGAAUCAUCGUAGCUUUCUGUUUAUUCAGAAUGAGUUCAGUGAACUAUCAUAAAGAUUGGAAGCCAAAAACUGAAAGUGUGAAAAAAUUAAGUGGAUGCAUUCUGUAAGGAACAAGCCAAAAGAUAUUAUGUGCAAGAGUUUAUGUACAUUAUUAGCAUCUUAGGAUAAAUCCAUUUAUUGUUUUGUCACUUUUCUAAGUAACUUUGAAUCAAAUUGUCUGCUAUCCAAUUAAAUCUUUACAUUACCUAAUUUAAUCAUGUGGAUCAGAAUAAAAUGCCUACACAAUAGUAA
Messenger RNA from Misgurnus anguillicaudatus (oriental weatherfish), 2186 nucleotides. RefSeq lists its product as uncharacterized. The record is from RefSeq and is a predicted model, not a curated record. Lineage: Eukaryota; Metazoa; Chordata; Actinopteri; Cypriniformes; Cobitidae.